AUGAGCGGGCUGAGCAUCGAGACCAAGAAUGCACAGCCCGCAAGCGAGGUACGCACACUGCCCGCCAAACCGCCCAAGCGCCCGCUGCUGGGCGGCCUGUACUUUACCGAUCUGCUCGUGUUCCUCAUAUCGCUCGCUGCGAAUAUCCUGCGUACGUGCGCCGUGGCAGAGAUUUUGGACAUGGUAUGGUUCGGAAUUGUGUACAUCGUCUUUCGUUUUCGGCAUCAGCUGCAGGCACGCUGGAAGCUGAGCAAGCGCCAGAUGCGCGCGGGGGGGAGCGCGCCGUGCUUCUUCUCGGUGUUUGUGCUGUGCGGCACACGCUUCGUCUUGUCACGAUUUCCGUACAUGCUGCCGCGCAUCGCGCUAUCGCAAGAGACCGCCGGGCCGCUCGUCCAGUGGCGCACCGGCGGGGGGGUCGCACACCUCGUGCGCCCGUACGACUGGGCGGACCACGAGCCUUCGAGCCAGGCGCCCCUCCCUUCGCCAAGCAUCCAGCGCGGAUUCCGGGCGUAUUGGAUCCGCGGCGAGCGCUGGUCGACGCCCCCGACGCAUCCCCCCAAGGAGGGCCAGCGUCGCGCCGUGCUGCUCUUUGUGCACGGCGGCGGCUUUGCCCUCGGCUCUGUCGCGCUUUACACCGAGCCGAUCCUGCGUGUCCUGGGCCAUGUACAGAAGGCGAGCAGCGGCCGCGUGCACGCGGACUGCGUCGCGGUCGAGUACGACCUGGCGCCCGGCGUGCGCUUCCCGACGCCGCUACUGCAGUGCCUGCGCUGCUACGCGCACCUCGUCGAGGUCGAGCACAUCCCGCCCGAGCAGAUUAUUCUGUGUGGCGACAGCGCCGGGGGCGGGCUUGUGAUGUCGAUGCUGCUCUGCCUUGCGAAACAGGCGCAGGAUCCCCUGCUCGGCGAGCGCGACUGGAGUCGGCUGCCGGUGCCUGCGCGGGCGAUGCUCAUUAGCCCAGUGGUGGAUAUACGGCCGCAGCAGGCGUUUGCCUUUACGUCGCUCCGGCAGCAGGCCGCGGCGCCGGACCCUGCGGUGCGCCGCGCACUCGAGCGCCGUGCCACGUCGGACGCGGCGCCUGGCGCGCUCGAUUUUCUCGCACCCGAGGCGCUGAUGCACUACGCGCAGCUCUAUGCCGGCGUCCUGCGCCGCCCGCGGCGUGCGCGCGGCCCCGCGAGCUGGCUGUGUGCCUACCUCGAGGAGCAGCAAAUCACGCCCGGGAUGAUGAAGCCUGUGUCGACUGCCGCACACUAUCUACACCACUUUCUCACGCAUCCCCUCCUGCACAGUGCGCCACGGCCGGCGCGGUCCGACGCCGUGCCAAAGUAUACGAGCACGCGCUCGGCGGUCGUGCCGCCCGACGAGUCGUGCAGCGACGCGAUCGCCCGGCCGCAUGCGCUGUACCGGACGUCGGCGCUGCUCGGCGUGCACACAUCGCCGCAGGCGGUGCUUGCAACACACACCCUUCUGAACCCUGGGCUUGGGGACUGGAGUGCGAUCCACCUGCCCCGCGGCAUCUUUGUGACAUGGGGCCGCAACGAGGUGCUCGCCCACGACAUUGAGGCGUGGGUAGCACGCGUCCGUCUUGUGUGGGCGUCGCAGGAACGCGACACGGCGCUCCUCGAGACGGUUCCUGAAGUGGGUCAUGGUGGCGUGCACAUCUGGCCGUUUGUGUGGAUGUACCUUGCUGCGCGGCAGAGCGAGCGGGAGCGUGGCCUGCGCACGCUCGCGCAUGCGGUGCUCGGUCUGUACCCCGACGAGCUGUGUAUGUCGCCGUCGGAGAGCGAGUACGACUUCUCGUCGCCCGCGUCGAUGCCGAGCGACUACGAGGAGGAGCACAGUGCCGACUUUGCCGCGCAGGUAGCCUGGGAGCAAGAGCUGAUGCGCAUGGGCCUGCGCCCGCCAUAA
Messenger RNA from Malassezia japonica, 1905 nucleotides. RefSeq lists its product as uncharacterized. Lineage: Eukaryota; Fungi; Basidiomycota; Malasseziomycetes; Malasseziales; Malasseziaceae. The coding region runs from base 1 to 1905 and encodes 634 amino acids. The transcript is spliced from 2 exons. The record is from RefSeq and is a predicted model, not a curated record. Gene Ontology annotation, molecular function: lipase activity.